UGUCCCGUCGGUAAAUUCAAUCGGACAUAUCCGGCUUCGAUUGAUCCCUCGAUAUGAGAUGGAUCAUCCAAGCUACAGGAGACACGCGUGCCCACGAUAAUGAACGCGAGGAGCUGGAUAAAGGAAAACCGGUGGAAUCAUUCGUUUGACCGGCCGUCCCUCAUCGUUCGUUCUUUCGUUGCCGUUGUCAAUCGUCAAAACGAAUUUUCGAUGGCAGACGCAAAGAGGACCGGUGCUGGGACCCCCGCUGGGGUAUCGGUUACGCUUAAACCGCGUUUAGGGCCCUCGAAAGCCAGCUUUUCGGAGUUCCGACAGCAGUCUCUAUUGUCGUAGUGAUGGACUGAAGAGGCCAUGAAUCACCUGAUUGUAAAGAAAGGAAGCAGGACUGUAAAGAACGUGAAAGCAACAACUUUAUAAAGAUAUUGUUGCGAAACGUACAAGAAAUUUGAAAAAGAUAAACCAUAAAUUGUAUUGUUUCAUGCAGAAAAAUAACAUCUUAGAAGAAAGGAUCUAAGAAUGAAAUUGCAUUCGGAUCAAAUUCCAAGUGGCAGUAUAAAAAUUGUGAAAAACGAUAAAAGGAAUAUGAUGUGAUAAAGAUUACUUUAUCACUGGUAUUAGCAAACAAUCAGGAGGCAAGUAAUCCAGCCGAGGCGCAAUUAAACCGCACAAAAGUUCGCGAGGUCAAAAAAUAGAAGAACGGAGUGGUGGCCAUCGCUACUUGCGUGGCCUCGUGGCCGUGGCUAAGGGCCCGGGAGACGGUGGCGCCAAGGAGAUCCGUAUCUUGGCGCGGGGCACUGAGAAAGGGCCUCCGGCUUCCCCCCACUAGCGGCAGCCCUCGUCAAAGAUAACAUCUGAUUCCGAAUCGUCCGUUCGCUCGUGUAGGCUUCCAUGUAGCCCGACUCGUUUUCUCGGGCCCUGGUACGAAUGUCAUCGUGUUCGCUUCUUACAAGCGGAACGGGGCCCCGAAAGCGGGCCCCAACUCCUCUCCCUCACUGCCCGUCUAGCCCCACUACUACGUCGGGUGCCUUCGUCAGCACCGAAUUAACGACCGUACAGGCCCGCGACAGCAUGCUACGGGAACAAGAUCGAGAUUAAUUGCGAGCCAUGAAUCGAAAGAAAAGCCACCGAUCGACUGGUCCCGUAUUCAAGAGCGACUGUCUCUUCGACUUUCGUUAAUUUAUUGAUUAAUUUGGAAACGCUAGAUAUGCUUCAUGAAAGGAUUUGAUGAAGAGCCAGUCAAGGUAUCUCACGAAGCAGCUGUCAUUAGUGACUCCUGUUCUAACCAAACAAUUUGACGGUUUACAAACUUCAACUUUCUUUCUUAACACCUGCAAUGCAGCACUUAGAAAAAUAGUGUCCAGUGUUUCCCAGUGUGUCCUUGAAGAUUUCGACAUAAGAAUGUACAAUAGUUCAAUAAUAUUAAUAUUUCUACUUUAUUCUCCAACAUCUGUAGCUGAAUAUUCUGAUACAAAUAGUAAGUCUUCUCAAUAAUUAUCAAUGUUAAUACUAAUAAAAUAUAUAAAAAAUAUACAAUUUAAUUUAAUUUUCUUUUUACAUCACCAGUGUCUUCCAGUAUUUUCUAAAUUUAUCAUCCAAAGAACCUAUAACCUGUAACAUCUCAACGACACCAGUCCUUCCAUUUCACCUUUGAAUAUUCACAAUUCAGCACUUUUGUACAAACAGUAAGUUUUGUUGAUUAUUAACUUCUUAUAACAAUCGAUUACAAUUGAAGAGUUUACAGUCAUAAAAAGGUAGCUUCAACAUUUAAAUUGUAUCUGUAUAAGAAAAAAAUAUACAUAAGUCAGCUGAAAAGUAUUUGCAUAUUCAUUGAAUAGUAAUAAAUUAAUAAAUUAAUAUUAAGUUUGGCAAAGCGAUUUUGAUUUUGACUCGAUUUAUCCAAUUUACUGUAAAGCUCUUUAA
Heterotrigona itama is the source of this 1920-nucleotide messenger RNA. The record is from the annotation of a GenBank genome assembly. Lineage: Eukaryota; Metazoa; Arthropoda; Insecta; Hymenoptera; Apidae.